AUGUUGGCUACUAAUGAUGUCAUUAAAUCUCAGUAUGAUACAUUACUAGAUAAACAAUCAAUUAAUUCAUGGCUUCCAUUGCCACAUCCAUGUGUAUUCACAUCGAAUUGGUCAUCUCUUCAUUUUGAUUUAAUUAAAAAUUAUCCAUUAUCUUGUUUACAUUCAAAACAUACAUCUGAAUCAAAUUCUACAUUAACACUAAAAGAAUCCUGUUUAAAUGUUCAUAAACUAGGAUCCAUGUCAAAUGAAUCAACCUUAAACAAUGAUCAUUAUAUAGAAGUGAACGAAGAUUGUGAAACAGAUUCAAAUAUGAUUCAGAAUGAAAACAGUUCAGUGAGUUACUUUUAUGAUAUUAGUAAUAUAACCUCAUCAACUGAUGAGAAUGAACACCUUAAUAAAGAAUAUGAAACUCUGCCAGAAGUAAAGAAACCAAUAUUAUCAACUCAUAAAGGUAUAACUAAUAAUUAUAUAACAAUCAAAAAAUUUACAAUCCGUGAAACAACAAAUUUAUUAAAAACAUGGUUAAAUAAUCAUCGUCAUAAUCCAUAUCCAACAAAAAAUGAAAAAAUUAAAUUAUCUAUUAUAACUAAUUUAAGUUUAACACAAAUUUCAACAUGGUUUGCUAAUGCUAGAAGAAGAUUAAAAAAAGAUAAUCAAAUGACAUGGAUACCAAAAAUACGUCAUCAUAGGAUAGUAACUAAUUCAAUCAAUUUAAAUAAUAAUCAUAAUAAGAUGCAAAUUUGUCAAAAACAGGGUGGUGGUGAUAAUAAUAAUAAUAAUAAUAAUAAUAAUGAUAAUGAGGUUAAUAUGGAUCAAUUAUCACAAACGAAAUGUCAAUUAAAAUCAACAAUAAUAAGAGAUUGUUUAAUUAAUCCAUUCAAUACUAAUCAUCAUCAUCAUUACAACUAUCACCACCACCACCAUCAUCAUCAUCAUUCUCCUCAUUUGACAUCAUUCAAAAAUCAAUUAAUUUUGAAAUAUUUUCUAAAUAAAACUACCCAGCAACAAGAAGAAGAAGACGGAGAAGAGCAACAAGAACAAGAACAAGAACAAGAACCACCAUCACCACAACAAGAAUGUCUACAAUUCAAAGAGAAAUUAAAUAAUAAUAAUAAUAAUAAUAAUAAUGAUCAGAUCAAUUUAUCUAAUGAGAAUUCUAUCAUCAAUAAUGAUCAUAAUAACAAUGAUUAUCAUUUAUGGUAUAAUGAUUAUCAUACUAAAUUAAUCCAUAUAAUAAAUCAAUUAAAUUGUGAAAAUAUUGAUCAAUAUCCAUUAUUAUAUGGAUCAUUAUCGAAAUUAACUACAAAUAAUAAUACUACUACUACUAAUAAUAAUAAUAAUAGUAUCAUAAAAGAUGAUCAGCCAUCACAAUUAUGUAAUCCUUCAUCAAAAAUAUGAUUUCAUCAUAUCCAACGGCUAAAAAUAAACGAAACUCUUACCAUCUAUGAGAUCAAGCCAGAACAAUGCCUAUAAAAGAAGUAUGUCCUAUCAUUAUCAUUAACUUGACCUUAAUUAUUAUUAUUAUUGCAUUUCCCCCAUUGACUUAGACAACAUAUUCUCAUGAUUUUAUUCAUCAUUAUUCAUGAUAUUACUUUAUUGAAUUUUAUACACCACUAUGACCUUUAAUGACCUUGAAUGGCCUUCAAUGACCUUGAAUGAUUAUAACAAAAACAUUUAAACCAUUUCACUACAUUUAUGUUCUCAUUCGUUACUAACUUAUUAAUUCUAUAGGUUAUCAUUCGUAUUACAUAAUCUAAUAUUAUAAUCUUUCUAUUACAUCAUCUUGAUUAUUUCUUGUUUAUAUUUCCUCAUGGUAAAAGUACUUUCACCAAAUAUGUUCACAUAUAUAUUGAUACGAUUGUACAGCUUGAUACUAAAUUCAUUGAAUACAGAUCCCUU
This is a messenger RNA of Schistosoma curassoni, 1899 nucleotides long. Lineage: Eukaryota; Metazoa; Platyhelminthes; Trematoda; Strigeidida; Schistosomatidae. The record is from the annotation of a GenBank genome assembly.